AAUCCCCUCUUUCUUAUCGUCGCCUUUCUUCUUCUUCUUCUUCUUCCUCCUCUCCUCUAAGCGAAAAACGCCUUUCUCAAAACAUAUAAUUUUUGUCUUAUUCUCUAUUGCUAUCAAAAUUUUCUUUUCUCUCUUUUCAAGGUUUUCCAAAUCUCAAUCUAAAAAUUUUUUCUAGUUUUUUUUCGUGUUAAACUAGUUUUCUAGGGUUCGAUAAUGGCGCCGCCGGGAGAGAUGCCGUCGAAUAAUCUAUGGGUGGGUAAUCUAACCCCCGACGUAACGGAAGCCGAUCUAACGGCUCUGUUCCAGAAGUACGGGCCGGUUGAUAGCGUAACCUCAUAUUCGGCUCGUGGUUUCGCUUUUCUCUAUUUCAAGAACAUCAACGACGCUAAAGAGGCUAAGGACGCGCUUCAAGGAUCUUUCUUUCACGGCAAUCCGCUUAGGGUUGAGUUCGCAAAACCGGCUAAGCCAUGCAAAAGUUUGUGGGUAGCUGGGAUUAGCAAGUCCGUGUCAAAAGAAGAAUUGGAAGAUCAGUUCAAGGGAUUUGGUAAAAUUCAAGAAUUUAAGUUCAUCAGGGAUCGCAAUACCGCAUAUAUUGAUUUUACUAGACUGGAAGAUGCAGCAGAAGCACUGAAGAACAUGAAUGGCAAAAAAGUUGGCGGUGAACAGAUCCGCGUGGAUUAUCUCAGGUCACAACCUGCUAGAAGAGAGCAAGGACCGGAGUUUCGGGAGAUGAGGGAUGGACAAUUUCCCAAUAGGAGCAUUGGCCAUCCUGACACUCGGGUUAUGCCUCAAGAUUUUGUCAGGAACUACUCUGAUCCUAUGCAUGCUGGCUUCAAAAGGCAACAUCCAUUCCAGUUGCCAGCGGGACAAAGUGGACAACCUAGUAAAGUUUUGUGUAUAAGUUAUCCACCCUCUGUCCAUGUUGAUGAAGACAUGCUACACAAUGCUAUGAUUUUGUUUGGUGAGAUUGAUGGAAUAAAAACAUUUUAUGAUAGAAAUUACUCAUUGGUUGAAUUUAGAAGCAUAGAGGAAGCCCAGCGUGCUAAGGAGGGGUUGCAGGGCAAGCUUUUCAAUGAUCCCAGAAUCACAAUAGAAUAUUCAAGCAGUGGUCCUGCACCUGGCAGAGAUUUCUUGGAGUAUCAUCCUUCAAUUAUGGGCCCAGCACCUGAUUUUUAUCCCAAUGAAAACCCAUUCCAACCUGCACAGAUGGGCUUAUUUGGCCAUAGUCGCCCUAUGUUGGCUUCUAAUGUACCUGGGCAUAUGCCACCUUAUGGUACUCAUGGUCCUGAGAUCCCAGCAAGGCCUUUGGGUACGCAAGGCAGGUUUGACCCUGUUAUUUCAGGCCCAGAAUUUACUGAUUCGCCAGUGCUUCGGAAAUUGCGAGACACAAGUCCUCAUACUAUGAUUGGAGGUCCAAAUUGGAAGCAGUCAUCUCCAACACCGGGGUUGCUUUCUUCUCCUUCAGGUGAGCAGAAACCACCUAAUAGAUCUGCCCUUGGUGGCUGGGAUGUUUUCGAUUCUAGCCAACUUCAGAGGGAAACUAAAAGAUCAAGGAUUGAUGGGGCUUUGCCAUAUGAUAGUUCUCUCCCUCCUAAAAGAACAGAUGGUCGAGCUCCUGGUCAUGACUAUAUAUGGCGUGGCGUUAUCGCCAAGGGUGGAACACCUGUUUGUCAUGCUCGCUGUGUGCCUAUUGGGGAAAGGAUAGAAUCGGAGAUUCCUGAGGUAGUCAAUUGCUCCGCCAGAACAGGAUUAGACAUGCUAACUAAACACUACGCAGAUGCUGUUGGGUUCAAUAUUGUUUAUUUCUUGCCGGAUAGCGAAGAGGAUUUUGCUUCAUAUACAGAGUUUCUGAGGUACCUGGGUUCAAAAGAUCGUGCUGGGGUUGCAAAAUUUGGUGAUGGGACCACCAUGUUCUUGGUGCCACCUUCUGACUUCCUUACGAAAGUUCUGAAAGUUGUUGGUCCAGAGCGUCUUUAUGGGGUGGUUUUAAAGUUUGCACAUCAUAUACCUGGUAACACAUCUUUGCCACCAGAGUCCAAUCAACCUCAAUAUGUGGAUGCACCACGGAUAACAUCCUCUCAAGCUGCGUAUGAUGCAAUGCCAUCCAUGGAAAGGGUUUCACAGAUGAACUAUAAUCAGGUUACCCGAGAAGAUCUGAAGCUGCCUUCAAAAGAAGUCAGUUCUCUGACUGAUGCGCACCCUGCAAAUCCUGCGCAGCCAAGUAAUACUGCAGCAUACCCUGUGAAUCCUGUGCAUCAAAGUAAUACUUCAGCGCCAACCCAAGCGGGGGUCACUUUAACACCUGAACUUAUUGCAACCCUAGCAAAAAUGCUACCAGCUAACAAGUUAUCAAGUGUGGAAGGGGCAACCGUGCCUGCAGGAGCGUCUGGCGGGAUGCCUGCAUCAGAUGUUGCUGUUGCACCUGGUAAAGUGCAGCAACAAUCUUGGAGAUAUGAACAUCAAGCUCCUGGUCAAGCUGCCGAUCACAUGGCACAGUUUGGUAGUCAGUUUAACAACCAAAUGCAAGUUUUACCACAGCUUCAAGCUCAUCCAGCAGGCUUGAACACACCUAACCAUUAUUCUCAAGGGGCCACUGGUUUUAGCCAAAUGCAAGAGCAUAGCCUAAACUUGCGAGCACAAGGUGGUCCUCCUCAGACAUUGACAUCGACCAUGAUUUCUCAAGGCACACACCUCUCAGCUCAGCCCCAUGUUGAUCGCCACCUUCAGCUUGGAACACAUCAGGAUGCUGUGAGUGGUUCUGGGACUCAUACCACUGAUGCCUUAGGACUGUAUGGUUCAUCUGUCUCUCAGCAACCAACAAAUCUUGCUUCAUUGCCCAACCAGACUUAUGGUGCUAAUGUUCCUCAGCCACAGGCUGGCAUGCCUGUUGCCUCUGGGAUGGGGCUCGCAACUCAAAUGCAUCAGUUGCAGUCUGCACUUUAUGGGUCAGUACAGGAGGGACCAGAAUCAGAGGUUGACAAGAAUGAACGCUACCAGGCAACUCUAUUAUUUGCAGCUAAUCUACUCUCUCAGAUACAUAAGCAGAAGCCAAGUAGUCAAAGUGGGCAAGGGUCAGGCAAUCAUUGAGAAGAUCUCCUUAAGCUAGGUAGCUGGCGUGUCAUGGUUACCAAGAUUUCUGGACAAAAGGCACAAGAAAUGGGACAUAUAGUUGCUUGCGAUAGUUCAACCUUCAAAUGGCGACUGGUCUUUUAGUUAUGUUCUGUGUUUUGCCUUCUUGUUUUCUUUUUGUCAGGUGUUAGUUCUUUUUUCAUCUUUCUUCUUUUUUCUCUCUCUUCUGUUUACGAAAGAAAAAAGGCGAAACACAGUUCAGAAAUUCAAUUUUUGGUGGUUUAACUUCCUCUUCUGUAUUUCAAUUUCUUGUUAGACGUUUAAGUGCAUUGUUUGUUUAAAAAGCCAGAUUAAAGGCAUAUCCAUCGGAAAAGAUGAAUUUGACCAAAACAUGGGAAGUGUUUGACAGUUCGUAGAAAUUAAUGAGAUUUUUCCUUGA
Molecule: messenger RNA, 3508 nt
Organism: Nicotiana attenuata
Lineage: Eukaryota; Viridiplantae; Streptophyta; Magnoliopsida; Solanales; Solanaceae
Product: flowering time control protein FPA
Exons: 6
Coding region: 214-3087 (957 amino acids)
Molecular function (GO): RNA binding
Source: RefSeq, a predicted model, not a curated record